This is a messenger RNA of Myotis daubentonii (Daubenton's bat), 11852 nucleotides long. It is a transcript of the gene PTPRQ, whose product is annotated as protein tyrosine phosphatase receptor type Q. The record is from RefSeq and is a predicted model, not a curated record. Gene Ontology annotation, molecular function: protein binding; protein tyrosine phosphatase activity. Gene Ontology annotation, cellular component: signaling receptor complex. NCBI's taxonomy places the organism in Eukaryota, Metazoa, Chordata, Mammalia, Chiroptera, Vespertilionidae. Gene Ontology annotation, biological process: peptidyl-tyrosine dephosphorylation involved in inactivation of protein kinase activity.
AUAAGUAAACAAACAACAACAAUUUUUGUUGAAUGGGAAGAAUUUCCUGAGGGAGGAAGUCCUGAGUUUUAUUUUUUAAAAUACCAACUUAUUAAUAAUUUGGCUCAAAAGAAUGUCAAAAGCAUACCUGCAGAUCCACAAAAACCUCCAAAAUCAAUUAUAACACUAGAAGAAAAUGAAGACUACCACAUCAUUAUACAGUCCAUAAAAUAUGGGCAAAUUUUAAGUGAAAAGUCAUUUCAAAUGCGUGGAAUCUCAACUACAAAUAUUAAAACAAUAGCAACAAGUACGAGUGUUUCUUUUAACUGGAGUGUGCUAUCUUCCAAGGACAUUUCAGUGUCAAUAUCUCUUAAUAAUUCUUCACAAAUUAUGCAAAAUAAUGUCAUGGCUUAUGAAUGGGAUGAUUUGAAACCUGCCACCUUAUAUGCUUUUACUUUUGAAUUUAAACAGUUGCAUUUGGAUUUUGUAAAUAUACUUCAGAGACUGGAUGUUCAAGUUGAAACAGGUUCAUGUUCACAAGGAUGGGUAGCAUUAAAAAAUAGCUGUUACAGAAUUAGCAAAGAGAGUGAACCAUGGAAUAUAGCUGAGCAACAUUGUAAGUUAUCCUUAAAUUCUGCACGCCUUGUGGAUAUAAAAAAUGAAGAGGAAAAAAAAUUUAUAUUUUUAUAUCUCAGGUCAAAGAAUCAAAUAAUAUCAUGGACUGGUCUUAAUGAUUUGAAGAAAGAAGGUCAUCUCACAUGGACAGAUGGAUCACCUUUUGGCCUUAAGAAAAAUGAAAUCUCUUCUUUCCCACUGCUACCCAAGAAUGAAACAGAUUGCUACAUUUUACAACAAAAUGCAACUGGAUCAAACUAUUUUUUUGCAAGAUUUUUCUGUUAUGUUCCAUUGCCAUAUAUUUGCAAAUAUGAAUCACCUUCUCUGCAGGAAAAUCUUUUGAUCUAUAUAAAGGAUGUUGGAACAACUGAAGUUGUAUUUAGCUUGGAUAAUUUGAAUGGUUGGAAUAAUUUGAAUAAGUGGCUAAAAUUAGGAUAUAAAAUUAUCGUAAAAUAUUAUUUAGAUUAUGCAGAACAAUAUUUUGAGAGCAUACCCCCAAAUACUACAGAAAAAGCAAUUACCCUUCUGUCUCCUGGCCAUGUGUACAGCUUUUUACUCUUUGCACUAAAUGAAUGGGAGGCUAAAACUAUGCUAAGUCCGGUAUUCACUGUUGAAACACGCCCAUUGUCAGUCCAAAAUGUCACAGUUACUCAUGUGACCCCAACAGAAAUAUUUUUACAUUGGGAUCCUCCAGCUCCUGAGUCUUUUCACCAUUAUCUUGUAACUACUUUGGAUGUUCAAGAUAAUAAAUCAGAAGAGGUGUUUGUUGAAAAACCCAACAUAUCAACAGCAAUUAGAGGUCUCAAAUCUUUCCACCAUUAUUUGAUAUAUCUAUUCAGUGUAGCAGAACGAGGAACUUUAAGCUGCUUUGAGCAACCUAUUUCAGCCAUUACAGGUAUAAAUCCACCACAGAAAGUUUAUGCUAACCCUGAGGACGUGGGGGAGGACAGUAUAAUUCUUCAGUGGGAAUCCCCACAAGAUGGCCAUGAGGUCUACAUACAAAUCGAAUCCAUACCAGAUAAAAGAGAAGUCAUGACUUUUUUUGUAAAGGAUGCUAAUAGAUUCAAGAUUGAUAAUUUAAUCCCUGGAAUGACUUAUGACAUUGGAAUGGCAACAGUGAUGAAUGGGAAUUUGAGUGAACUGGUAACUAUUCAACAAACUCUAAAGCCCAAACCAGUACAAAUUGUUAUUCCUUAUGAGAGUUAUAGUACCUCUGUAAUCUUAUUUGUUCAAACACCUGAUAUUGGAGUGUUUGAUGGCAUACAGAUUGUAACUGAAGGAGGGCCAAAUGUAACCAGGCCUUUAAAACAUGACAAUAAAAUAACCGUUGACAACUUAACCCCAGGCACAGAAUAUAAUUUCUUUGUUUCCAUCAUCAGUGGGACUAAAUUAAGUGAUGUAUAUUAUGUGCCUGCAGUAAAAACAUGUUUGGAGGCACCAUCAAUUAUCCAUGAGGGCAAAGUUACAGACUCUUCCAUAGAAAUUCUCUGGAAUCGAGCUGAUGGGAAUUUUCAGCAUUAUGAAAUCACAUGCAUAAACUGUGCUGACAUUUUCAUGGUUCAGAAGGUAGUGCAAGAAGCAGCAACAUUCUCUAACCUGGAGCCUGCUACCGUUUACACUUUUUCAAUUCGCACAGAGAAAGAAGGUUUUAAAGACAGCACUCCUCACAUAAAAGAAAUACAGACAGCCCCAAGUGCAGUUGAAUUUAUGAACCAUAGCAGAAACUCAAGUGCGGUAACUGUUAACUGGCCUUCACCCAGAAGUCUUCUGGACGGGUACAUUAUUUCAAUAUCCAGUGAAAGGUUAACGAAAGAAGAAAUUCUGCCUUCCACACAAAGGACAUUCACAUUUGAUAACCUUUCUCCAGGGACUGACUUUUCAGUUAGCAUUAUAACUACCAAGGGAUUAAAGAGAAGCCAUCCUGUUGUCCUCAUGGUUAGCACGUGUCCAGACCCACCAUCAGACCUGCUAAUUUUUGGGCAGGAAGAAAACACAAUAUAUUUGUCUUGGAAAUUCCCACAAGGAGGCUUCGAAAAGUUUCAGGUAUCUUAUUGUAUGACAUCUAGAAAGGAAAAGCUAUUUAAAGUAAUUGUUUAUGGAAACAAAGUUAAAGUAAAGAAUUUGACUCCAGGUGUGGACUACAUGUUUCACGUGAAGACAGUUAGAGGCAAAGACUACAGUGUAUCCGUGAUGAAAAAAGUGACUACAAAACCGUCUAAGAUAUGUGGCUUAAUACUAAAAGCUGUGAAUACUUCUUCUGCAAAUUUAAUGUGGAAUCCAACAGAAACCAACUUCACUCAUUACAAGAUUUAUAUAUCAAACAGAACAUUUGCAAAAGAAUAUUUCAUUUGGGGAAGAAUGACUGAGUACACAGUUACAGAUCUGACUCCUGGUGGGAUAUAUAACAUCACAGUACACAGAGUAAGAGGCAAUGUUGAAGGUUCUGGAACAUUUAUCAGCGUUGUUGCAGAGCCGGAAAAGCCCGAGAAACUUAAAGCCUUCAAUAUUUCCGCACAUUCCUUUUCCCUGCACUGGAGCCUGCCCUCCGGCCACGCGGAAGGGUUUCAUGUGGAUCUGGUUCCUGACAGUGGCUUUGUUACUAUCAAAGAUCUUGGAGGCGGAGAGUAUCAGGUUGAUGUUUCCAAUGCUGUCCCUGGCACUAGGUACGAUGUAACAAUCUCUUCAAUUUCUGCUACAACAUACAGCUCUCCUGUUAGUAGAACAGUGACAACGAAUGUAACAAAACCAGGGCCUCCAGUCUUCCUAGCAGGAGAAAGAGUUGGUUCUGCUGGGAUUCUUCUGUCUUGGAAUACACCCCCAAAUCCAAAUGGAAGGAUUAUCUCUUAUGUUGUGAAGUAUAAGGAAGUUUGUCCAUGGAUGCAAACAGCAUAUACACAAGUUAGAGCAAAGCCAGACAGCCUGGAAGUUCUUCUUACUAAUCUUAAUCCUGGAACAACAUAUGAAAUCAAGGUGGCUGCUGAAAACAGUGCUGGCAUUGGAGUGUUUAGUGACCCAUUUCUCUUCCAAACGGCAGAAAGUGCUCCAGGAAAAGUGGUAAAUCUGACGGUUGAGGCCUUUAACUAUUCAGCAGUAAACCUGAUUUGGUACUUACCUCGUCAACCAAAUGGCAAAAUUACCAGUUUCAAGAUUAGUGUCAAACAUGCCAGAAGUGGGAUAGUGGUGAAAGAUGUCUCAAUCAGAGUAGAGGACAUUUUGACCGGGAAAUUGCCAGAAUGCAACGAGAAUAAUGAAUCUUUUUUAUGGAGUACAACCAGCCCUUCUCCAACCCUUAGUAGAGGUACGCCUCCAACGCGUACCACAUAUUCAUCGAACACAUGGGCACGGAGUAAGAUAAGCUCCGUGUGGAAAGAACCUAUCAGUUUUGUAGUGACACAUUUGAGACCUUACACGACAUACCUUUUUGAAGUUUCUGCUGUUACAACAGAAGCAGGUUAUAUUGAUAGUACAAUUGUCAGAACACCAGAAUCAGUACCUGAAGGACCACCACAAAACUGUGUAACAGGAAACAUUACGGGAAAGUCCUUUUCAAUUUCAUGUGAUCCACCAAUGACAGUAACCGGGAAAUUUAGUUAUAGAGUUGAAUUAUAUGGGCCAUCAGGUCGUAUUUUGGAUAACAGCACAAAAGACCUCAAGUUUUCAUUCACUAACCUAACACCAUUUACAAUGUAUGAUGUAUAUGUUGCUGCAGAAACCAGUGCAGGGAUUGGACCCAAAUCAAAUAUUUCAGUAUUCACUCCCCCACAAGUUCCAGGUGCAGUAUUUGAUUUACAGCUUGCAGAAGUAGAAGCCACACAAAUAAGAAUUACUUGGAAGAAACCACGACAAGCAAAUGGAAUCAUUAACCAAUACCGAGUGAAAGUGCUAGUUUCAGAGACCGGAGCAAUUUUGGAAAAUACUUUGCUCACGGGAAAAGAGUAUAUAAACAACCCGCUCACUCCAGAAACUGUGAACGUAGUAGAGUCAAUGGCAGAAUUAUUUGAGGGUUCAGCAGAGAUAUCUUCUGACCUGUAUGCGAUUGCUUCAGUUAUGUAUAACAGUCAUCCCCAUAAUAACUUUCCUGUGAGGAACAGAGCUGAAGACCAGCAUUUAACAGUUGGAACUACAUGGAAUCAGUAUAUCACUGACAUUGCUGCCGAACAGCUGUCUUACGUUAUCAGGAGACUCGUACCUUUCACUGAGCACAUGAUUAGUGUAUCUGCUUUCACCAUCAUGGGAGAAGGACCACCAACGGUUCUCCAUGUUAGGACACUUGAACAAGUGCCAAGCUCCAUUCAGAUUAUAAACUAUAAAAAUAUUAGUUCCUCAUCUAUUUUGUUAUAUUGGGAUCCUCCAGAAUUUCCCAAUGGAAAAAUAACUCAUUAUACAAUUUAUGCAAUGGAACUGGAUACAAACACAGCAUUCCAGAUGACUACUCUAAAUAACAGCUUUCUCAUAACAGGGUUAAAGAAAUACACCAAAUAUAAGAUGAGGGUGACCGCCUCAACUCAUGUUGGAGAAAGUUCUUUGUCUGAAGAAAAUGACAUCUUUGUGAGAACUCUGGAAGAUGAACCAGAAUCAUCACCUCAAGAUGUGGAAGUUAUUGAUGUUACUGCACAUGAAAUAAGUCUGAAGUGGUUACCACCUGAGAAACCCAAUGGGAUUAUUGUUGCUUAUGAAGUUCUCUAUAAAAAUAUGGAUUCCUUAUUUAUGAAGAACACCUCAACAACACACAUAAUUUUAAGGGAUUUAAAACCGUAUUCCCUCUAUAACAUUUCUGUGAGGUCAUACACCAGAUUGGGUCAUGGCAAUCAGUUAUCUUCCUUACUCUCUGUAAGGACUUCUGAGACUGUACCUGGUAGUGCACCAGAAAAUAUUGCUUACAAAAAUAUUUCCUCUGGAGAGAUUGAAAUAUCAUUCCAUCCCCCACGUAAUCCUAAUGGAAUCAUACAAAAAUAUACAAUUUAUCUCAGGAGAAGUAAUGGAAAUGAGGAAAGAACUAUAGAUACAACCUCUUUGAUCCAGAACAUUAAAGGACUGAAGAAAUAUACCCAAUAUAUAAUUGAAGUGUCUGCUAGUACACUCAAAGGUGAAGGAGUUCGGAGUGCGCCAAUUAGUGUGCUGACAGAAGAAGAUGCUCCUGAUUCUCCCCCCCAUGACUUCUCUGUGAAACAGUUGUCUGGUGUCAGGGUGAAGUUGUCAUGGAAACCACCCCUGGAGCCAAAUGGAAUUAUCCUCUAUUACACAGUUUAUGUCUGGGAUAGGUCAUCAUUAAGAACUAUUAAUGUAACUGAAAUAUCAUUAGAGUUUUCAGAUUUGGACUAUAAUGUUGAAUAUAACGCAUAUGUAACAGCUAGCACCAGAUUUGGUGAUGGGAAAAAAAGAAGCAAUAUUAUUAACUUUCGAACACCUGAGGGAGCACCGAGUGACCCCCCAAAAGAUGUUCAUUAUGCAAAUAUCAGUUCUUCAUCAAUAAUUCUCUUUUGGAAGCCACCUUCAAAACCUAAUGGGGUUAUACAAUAUUAUUCUGUUUAUUACAGAAAUACUUCAGGUACUUUUGUGCAGAAUUUUACACUCCAUGAAGUCACCAAUGACUUUGACAAUAUGAACGUAUCUGCAAUAAUAGAUAAACUGGCAAUAUUCAGCUACUAUACAUUUUGGGUAACAGCAAGUACUUCAGUUGGAAAUGGGAAUAAAAGCAGUGACAUAGUUCAAGUAUACACAGAUCAAGACAUACCUGAAGGGCCUGUUGGAAACCUGACUUAUGAGUCCAUUUCGUCAACUGCAAUAAAUGUAAGCUGGGGCCCACCACCUAAACCCAACGGUCUAGUCUUCUACUAUGUCUCUCUGAGCUUACAGCAGACUCCUCGCCACGUAAGACCACCUCUAGUUACGUAUGAGACAAGCAUGUAUUUUGGUAAUCUGGAAAAAUACACUGAUUAUAUAUUAAAAAUCACUCCAUCAACUGAAAAGGGAUUUUCUGAUGCCUAUGCUGCCCAGCUGCACAUCAAAACUGAAGAAGAUGUCCCAGAAACGUCACCAAUAAUCAACACUUUUAAAAACCUUUCCUCUACCUCAGUUCUCUUAUCAUGGGACCCCCCAGUAAAACCAAAUGGUGCCAUAAUAAGUUAUGAUUUAACUUUACAAGGACCAAAUGCAAGCUAUUCUUUCAUUACUUCUGAUAACUAUAUAAUACUGGAAGAGCUCUCACCAUUUACACUGUAUAGUAUUUUUGCUGCUGCAAGAACUGUAAAGGGACUCGGUCCUCCCAGUGUUCUUUUCUUUUACACAGACGAGUCAGUGCCUUUAGCACCUCCUCAAAAUUUGACUUUAAUCAACUACACUUCAGAUUCUGUGUGGCUGCAGUGGAGCCCGAGUCCCGUGCCAGGCGGUAUUGUUAAAGUAUAUAGUUUUAAAAUUCAUGAACAUGAAACUGAUACUAUAUUUUAUAAGAAUAUUUCAGGCUUUCAGACUGAAGCCAAGCUUGCUGGACUGGAGCCCGUCAGCACCUACUCUAUCAGCAUCUCUGCCUUCACCAAAGUGGGAAAUGGCAAUCAAUUUAGUAAUGUACUAAAAUUCACAACCCGAGAAUCAGUUCCAGAUGUUGUACAGAACAUAUGGUGUGAGGCAACUAGCUGGCAGUCCGCUUUAGUGAGGUGGGACCCACCCCGAAAGGCAAAUGGAGUGAUUACACAGUAUAUGAUAACAGUUGACAGGAAUUCUACAAAAGUCUCACCCCAAGAUCACAUGUAUAUGUUCAUGAAACUUCUUGCCAAUACCUCAUAUGUCUUUAAAAUAAGAGCUUCAACCUCAGCGGGUGAAGGCGAUGAAAGUACUUGCAAUAUCAGCACGCUGCCUGAAACAGUUCCCAGUGUUCCCACAAAUAUUGCUUUUUCUGAUGUUCAGUCAACUAGUGCAACAUUGACAUGGAUCAGACCUGACACGAUCUUCGGUUACUUCCAAAAUUAUAAGAUUACCACUCAACUUCGGGCUCAAAAUUGCAGAGAAUGGGAAUCUGAAGAAUGUAUCGAAUAUCAAAAAAUUCAAUACCUCUAUGAAGCUGACCUAACUGAAGAGACAGUAUAUGGCUUAAAGAAAUUUAGAUGGUACAGAUUUCAAGUGGCUGCCAGCACCAAUGCUGGCUAUGGCAAUGCUUCAAGUUGGAUAUCUGCACAAACCCUGCCUGGCCCUCCAGAGGGUCCUCCUGAAAAUGUGUAUGUAGUAGCAACAUCACCUUUUAGCAUCAACAUCAGCUGGAGCGAACCUGCUAUCAUUACUGGACCAACGUUCUAUCUGAUAGAUGUUGAAUCGGUAGAUAGUGAUGAAUUUAAUAUUUCCUUAAUCAAGUCAAAUGAAGAGAAUAAAACCAUAGAAAUUAAAGAUUUAAAAAUAUUCACAAGGUAUUCUGUGGUGAUCACUGCAUUCACUGGAAAUGUUAGUACGGCUUAUGUAGAAGGAAAGUCAAGUGCUGAAGUGAUUGUUACUACUUUAGAAUCAGUCCCUAAGGAUCCACCUAACAACAUGACAUUUCAGAAGAUACCAGAUGAAGUGACAAAAUUUCAGUUAACAUUCCUUCCUCCUUCUCAACCCAAUGGAAAUAUCCAAGUAUAUCAAGCUUUGGUUUACCGAGAAGAUGACCCUACUGCUGUGCAGAUUCACAACCUCAGCAUUAUCCAGAAAACGGACACAUCCGUCAUCGCAAUGUUAGAAGGACUGAAAGGUGGACAUACAUACAAUAUCAGUGUUUAUGCAAUCAAUAGUGCUGGUGCAGGACCAAAGGUUCAGAUGAGAAUAACUAUGGAUAUUAAAGCUCCAGCACGACCAAAAACCAAACCAACCCCUAUUUAUGAUGCCACAGGAAAAUUGCUGGUGACUUCAACAACAAUUACCAUCAGAAUGCCAAUAUGUUACUAUAAUGAUGAUCAUGGGCCCAUCAAAAAUGUACAAGUGCUUGUAGCAGAAGCUGGAGCUCAGCAUGAUGGAAAUGUAACAAAGUGGUAUGAUGCAUAUUUUAAUAAACCAAGGCCAUACUUUACAAAUGAAGGCUUUCCUAAUCCUCCGUGUACAGAAGGAAAGACAAAGUUCAGUAGCAAUGAAGAAAUCUACAUCAUAGGUGCUGAUCAUGCAUGUAUGAUUCCUGGCAAUGAAGACAAAAUUUGCAAUGGACCUCUGAAGCCAAAAAAGCAAUACUUAUUUAAAUUUAGAGCCACAAAUGUCAUGGGACAAUUUACUGACUCUGAUUACUCUGACCCUGUUAAGACUUUAGGUGAAGGACUUUCAGAAAGAACUGUGGAGAUUAUUCUUUCAGUCACUUUGUGCAUCCUUUCAAUCAUUCUUCUUGGAACAGCUAUUUUUGCAUUUGCAAGGAUUCGCCAGAAGCAGAAAGAAGGCGGCACAUACUCUCCUCGAGAUGCAGAAAUUAUUGACACUAAAUUCAAGCUGGACCAGCUAAUCACAGUGGCAGACCUGGAACUGAAGGACGAGAGAUUAACGCGAUACUCUUCAUUUUUCUUUAGACGCAAGGAGAUUUUUGUCAUCCAGUUACUUAGUUAUAGAAAAUCCAUCAAGCCGAUCAGCAAGAAAUCCUUCCUACAACAUGUUGAAGAGCUUUGCACAAACAACAACCUAAAGUUUCAAGAAGAAUUUUCGGAAUUACCAAAAUUUCUUCAGGAUCUUUCCUCAACUGAUGCCGAUCUGCCUUGGAACCGAGCAAAAAACCGCUUUCCAAACAUAAAACCAUAUAAUAAUAACAGAGUGAAGCUGAUAGCUGAUGCUAGUAUUCCAGGAUCGGAUUAUAUUAAUGCCAGCUAUGUUUCUGGUUACUUAUGUCCAAAUGAAUUUAUUGCUACUCAAGGUCCAUUACCAGGAACAGUUGGGGAUUUUUGGAGAAUGGUUUGGGAAACCAGAGCAAAAACAUUGGUAAUGCUAACACAGUGUUUUGAAAAAGGGCGGAUCAGAUGCCAUCAGUAUUGGCCAGAAGACAACAAACCAGUUACGGUGUUUGGAGAUAUAGUGAUUACAAAGCUGAUGGAGGAUGUUCAAAUAGAUUGGACCAUCAGGGAUCUGAAAAUUGAAAGGCAUGGGGAUUGCAUGACUGUCCGACAGUGUAACUUUACUGCUUGGCCUGAGCAUGGGGUUCCUGAAAACAGUACUCCAUUAAUUCACUUUGUGAAGUUGGUUCGAGCAAGUCGAGCACAUGACACCACACCUAUGAUUGUUCACUGCAGUGCUGGAGUUGGAAGAACGGGAGUUUUUAUUGCUCUGGACCACUUAACACAGCAUAUAAAUGAUCAUGAUUUUGUGGACAUAUAUGGACUAGUAGCUGAACUGAGAAGUGAAAGAAUGUGCAUGGUACAGAACCUGGCACAGUAUAUCUUCUUACACCAGUGUAUUCUGGAUCUCCUAUCAAGUAAAGGAAAUAACCAGCCCAUCUGUUUUGUUAACUAUUCAGCACUUCAGAAGAUGGACUCUUUGGAUGCAAUGGAAGGUGAUGUUGAGCUUGAAUGGGAAGAAACCACCAUGUAAAUAUUCAGACCAAAGAUUACAACCAGAAGAUAUUUUCAAAUCCCAGGGGCCAAAAUUACCCCUCAUUCUUCUGAAUUGAAAUGUGCAUACUUAAAGAAAUGUUUAUGCUUGCCUUACUGUGCCUUGCUAAAUACAUUGACAUUUUAUGAAUAGUUCUAAUAAGUAGCUGAUUCAGGAUAGUUAUUUCUUUUGUACAGAAUAAAUAUUAUUCAUUUAAAAUGUCUUAAGAAAAGAUAUCCCAGAGGUUUUUGAAGUCUUUCAUAUUUUGGGAAUAAGCCAAAAAUAAAAUUAUUAUUAUUAUAGCAUUAAUGUUUCCAUGUGAAUUUUCCCUCCAUAUUGGACUUACGCUUGAACAAAAGCUGUAAAUGUUGAUUCAGUCGUGUUAUUUUGGCCUCCAGGGUGUUGACGUUUCUUGUGGAUAACUUCCAGGACUGUCAUUAUGAUCUGUACUUCCACGCAUGCCCCUGUGUUUUGAAUCCUCUGUUUUAUGAGUGCUGAGAUAUCAUCUCAUGAUCUCGAACAGCUGAACAGUAACCCCUGACACUGCAGGGAUUACUUAGCUUUUAUACAACACACAGUAGCUCUUCGGGGACACGGAGGGCUAUUUAAAUUGCAUUGUGAUCUUUAGUUUGAAACAAGAAGAAUUAAACAGUGCAAUUGCUUAUAUGAAGCUGUAGAGGACUUUUCUAGUGUAUCUACAUUUGUACAUGUUCAGGCACAAGCUGCACCACUAUAUUGUAUAUUUCAAAAUACGGUUAAAUGUCUCAGAGUAUUUGUCCAUUAGCUAUUUAGUCAACCCAAUAUUAUCAAUUUUGAAGGUUUUCUUCAGCAGAAAUCUAUAAAAACAAUAAUAAAAACAUGUAAUGUGUUGCAAGCUUGUAAACUAAUGAUGUGCUCCUGUGGUGCCAAUAGAGACUUCUGAAUAGAUCAUAAGAAAUGGUCUUUAUUUUAUUCCCAAGUUUGGGUUUGAUUAUUAAGGAGUAUAUUUGGUAGAACUGAAAACAAAAAAUCAACCAGGUAACAGCAAAUUAGAGAUUUUUUAAAAAAGAAAAUAUUUCAGCCUCCUUUUUGUUAGAUAGUAACAAUGUAUUAAGUUUUGAAUUAUAUGGUAUUUUGUCAUAGAUUUCAAUUGAGUCAUAAAACAAAAUAAUGUUAAUUAUUCUAUUUCUUUCAUGAUAAGAAUUACAUCUUGUGCAUAUUUCUGCUGGAAUAUAAAUAUAGGAAAUAUGAUGGCCAAUAAAAUUGAAUUUUAAGGAAUUGAGAUAUUUUGCAACAUGAUUUCAGAGAUCCUUAUAAAUAGAAAUUUGAUUUUCUAUCACAUUUGUGAUAUAAUUGAUAAUUAUCAUAAUGUAAUUAAAUAUAUUAUAUGUAAGUACAAUAUAAUUUAGCAUAAAACUAAGAUAAAAUCAUUUCCUUUGAUACCUAUAGAUAGUAAUUUUAAAAUUGAAUUUAUUAUCCAAGAAAUUAAAUCCAUAAUCUUGCAAGAAGCCUGCCUCCUGUUUUCUCAGGGCAAGGAAGUAUAAAUAAAUGUAGUUCAUGAUUGUUCCAACCAACAAGUUUAUUUUAUAGAAAGUUACAUAAAAUAAUAAGAUAUGAUGAGAACUCUAAAAGAUUCAGUUGGAAUACAAAGUUCUUCAGUGUGAUUCAUGGUCAUUGAAAAAGUGUGGCAUGCCGGUACUUAUGAAUGUGGUUUUUUGUAUUUGUAGAAGACAGAUAACAGCCUGUGAAAAAUAUUG